Messenger RNA from Scylla paramamosain (green mud crab), 5297 nucleotides. RefSeq names its product protein MCM10 homolog (gene Mcm10). The transcript is spliced from 14 exons. Lineage: Eukaryota; Metazoa; Arthropoda; Malacostraca; Decapoda; Portunidae. The record is from RefSeq and is a predicted model, not a curated record. Bases 149 to 2806 code for a protein of 885 amino acids. Gene Ontology annotation, molecular function: single-stranded DNA binding; DNA replication origin binding. Gene Ontology annotation, biological process: DNA replication initiation; DNA replication. Gene Ontology annotation, cellular component: nuclear replication fork; nucleus.
CGUCACUUUAGCAGUCGUGUUUUUCAAAAGAUCCCUAUUUGUAGCACCGAGUUAAGAUUACGCGCGAAAAAUGUAAACAAAUCCUUGUUGGCGGUGCUCCUUGGCUUACUGUUUGGAGUCUGCUGCUGGACAAGGAAUUACUGUGGUGAUGGAGGAUGCAAGCAGAGACAGUCCCGACAUGAGUGAGUGUGAUGACAUUGACUUGGAUACACUGGCUGCAAUGCUGGACGAGGACGGCGUGAGUGAGCCAGAGGACAAGGCUGUGAGUGGUCCCAGUGGCUCAGAACCCUCUACCCUGAGUGAACUGGGUCUUGUGCUCUCAGAUGAGGAAGAGGACCAUCCAGCUCCCUCAUGCACCACACCUGUUUCUGCAUUUAGUAUUGCCUUCUCCCAGUCCAAGUUUUCUAAAGCACUCCCUGAAAAGAUGCAAAGUGAUACUACACCACCUAUUGAUCCACUAGAAUCUGAGCUGAGGGAAAUGGAGGCCCGGGUGAAGCUGCUGCGAGAGAAUCUUGCCAAAAAGAAAAAGUUGGAUUCUCAUGACUCCAAUACGUUCACCAAACUAACCACCACAUCUGACGAGGCAAGGAGGACAAACAGUCGAACUCUCUCAGCCACAGAGGAGUUAGAAUUGCAUAAGAGACUGAAGCGUAAAAGUGAACUGCAUUCCGGAGACACAGACUCAGAAGACGAGGAAGACAAUCGUAACCCCAUGGAGCAGCGCUACAACUCUCACGGCCGGGAUAUAAAACACAGGAUUGCUCACGAGUCUAAGGUCCAGAGGAAUGUAAGGAUGGAGAAGCCACUGCCCAGUAAGAGUGGGAGUGCUGUGGAUAGACCGGGAUGGAAGGAUGGUGAGGGAGCGCUGGUCAGCAUUGGCAGGAGUGGUAAUAAAGGUGGUGCUGCAUCCUCCCAACAUACAGAUGAAAAUGUUACUUUGGAUGCAUAUUCAGGAAUCAGGAUCAUCAAGCCACUGGUGUCUCAGGAAGUCAUGCGGGAGAGAAUGGAAGGAAGACGCAUGGUGCGGCUGUCCACUAUUAAACUUCAUCUCCGUGGUGGGGAGAUUGAGGGGGACUGGGCCACCAUAGCUGUCCUUGUUGCCAAAGGCAACCCCAAGGAUUCCCAGAAGGGAUCAAAAUACUGCAUUUGGAAGCUGAGUGAUCUGUCAGACUGUACCAAGACUGCUGCACUCUUCUUGUUUGGCAGUGCAUACAAGGCUCUGUGGAAGCAUAGUGUGGGCACAGUGUUUGGCAUCCUCAAUCCAAAAAUUAUGAAGGACAAGCCUGGUGAUGGAUUCUCCGACAUAAUUUCCCUUUCCAUAUUUGAGCCCCAGAGAGUCAUGAUAAUGGGCAUGUCCAAGGACUUGGGCUGGUGUAAGGGCAAGACUAAGAUGAAUGAACCAUGUCGAUCCUUUGUCAAUAAGUCUUCCUGCGAGUUUUGUGUAUAUCACAUCCAGCGGGAAUACCAGAAGACAGCAGCGAAGCGUGCUGUCAUACAGAGUUCUUUCACUCGUGUAGACCCCAAGCGACGCCUCCAGGAAAGGGUACUGGGGAAAGACCAGGUGUUUUAUGGUGGACAGCUGUACACUUCUCCAUCAUCUGGGCCUGCCCCAAAGCAACAUCGAGCCAACAGAGCCAAAGACUUAGCCACUCUGAACUCCCUUAAAAUUCAAAUGAAGGCAGAGGAGCUCAAGGCCAAAGACAAGUUGGAUAUUCCCAAACACUUCAAUGAAAGGGAAACCUCUGCUAUCAAGCACAUGGUUCAAAAGAAUGAAUUUCUGGGUGAGAAAUUACUGGCACCCACCCCUGGUGCUCGGAACCUCUUGAAGCACAUGGUCAAGGAGGACACUGAGAAGAAGCUGGCGACUGGAGCCGUCCGCAGCAUUACUGCAAAAGAACUGCUAGACAUGACACACCAAAACAUGCUGUCUAUGAGGAGGCAGCAGCAAGAGCAGAACCUGAAAGGAAAGAAAUCUUUAAGCUCAUCGGUGAGUCUCUCCUCACUGUCCUCAGCCAGCCAGUCACCUACAGAGCCUCAGCUAGCCAGAGGAGUUAAGCCAGGGGAAGAGGUAGAUCUUGGGAUCUCAUAUAAACAACUUGAUGCUGCCAAGGCAAAGGCAGUGGCACUGAUCCAGAGAAAGGGAGGUAUUCUUUCUGCAGAUCCCAAUGCAGUCAAGAAUAAGGACAAGGCUGUGCUUCCAGAAUUUCAGAGCAAAGUACAAAAACGUCUCAACUCUUCUGAUGAUGAUGUGACUGAUUCAGCAUGUAAAAAAUCUAAGCUGACUGAAGCUGUGAAGAACAGCAAAAUUCGGUCCAGCCUUGGUCCAUUGGAUAUAAAUUCAGAUAAAUUCAAGGACAUGAUGGAGAAGAAGUCUCGUCACAACAAUCUUAUUGAUGUGGUAGAGAAUCAGGCCAUGGAAAAGUAUUACCAAGGUUUGGAGAAAAGAGAGAUGUUGGAAGAGAAGCUUUCUUCUGUCAUGGAGCUCAGCAUCACUGCCUAUGUUUGCAUUAAGUGUAAAUACAUGUCUGAAAAGGCCUCAGAUCUUUGCAAAGAAGAGAAUCAUCAGCUAAAGACUGUUACUGCUAAGAAGAGAUUUUUUGAAUGCAAGAACUGCAAACAACGCACAUCAUCUCUAGACAAGCUGCCAAGGAAAGCUUGUGCCAACUGUGACCGUAGCUCGUGGUGUCGUGUGCCCAUGGGCAAGAUCAAAAAAGGACCCAAGCUGGACUCAGAAAUAUUAAGUCUGAGAGGGGAUGAACUCAAGCAUUAUAGUGGCAGCAGUAAUCAAGUGUAUCUUCAUGUUUAAAUGGUGUUGCAAAGUGUGUGUGUGUGUGUGUGUGUGUGUGUGUGUGUGUGCGCAUGUGUGUGUUUACCAAGCUAUAGUAUAGGACCUGAGCCAUAUUGUUAAGGUUUUUGCUGCAUAUCUUUAAUUUCCCUUUAGUUGAUGUACUUUCCUUGCUUCUAACACAUUUUUUGUCUACUCCAGAUAUUUUUAUUGGAGAAGCUGUAGUUUUUAGAUCAUUCUAAAACUUUUCCUCUUAAAUUUCCAGCUUUUUUUUUUUUUUUUCCUUUUCAUUAAUUUAUUAUAGAUUACAAUUAGGUUUUCCAUUUUGCUUUUGGUCUUUCCUUUUAAUUUUUUUUUAGCUCUGGUGUCAUCUUAGUUAUUCUUUGUGCUCUUUACAAUUUCUUGAUGUUUUUGUGUGAGGAGACCAUGCAAAUUGAGCAUAUUCCACUUUUAAUCUAAUUGUUACAGAAAUUUUGUUCUUUAUCACAUAUUUUUCAACAAAAUGAAAAACCUUCACUAUGUUCCUCACCAUCAUAAACAUAUCUCCAUAUAUCUUAUAUGUUUUUUCUGAUGAUAAGUUACCCAGUACCACUAUUCUCUUUUGAUCUUUGUCUUCAUUCACUUUUCUAAUUACCUAAUUUUCCCAACUUAAAAGCCCAUAAAGGUCUGUUUACUUUCUUUCCUGAUUUCAUCACAUUCCAUUUAUUCUCCUGAAAUGUGCAUUUUAUAUUUUGUAGUCUAUUCAUAUAUCUUAAUUAGAAUAAUUUGCAGAUUCCCACAAUCAUUGUGGUUUUCUAAACAAUUUUAUAUUGCAUAUGUGGAAAUAAUCAUGUAACUACUUACUCUUUCAAGCAUAUUUACUCAUUGAAGCACACAAUUUACACAUACAGGAGGUCCCUGAGUUACACCGAGUUCCAUUCCUAAGCCAUGGUGUAAACUGAAAUUCAGCGUGAGUCAGAACAAGUCUAGGUAAACACCAAAACUGACAACACUUCCUUCCUCAGUCUAUCACUGCAUGACAAAAUAUUCCUCUGCCAUGCUCACAUACUAGUUCUUUGUAUUUUUUGUUAAUUUUUAUCUGAUUGUAAUACAUAGUAUAUAUUUUUGUUUGCUUUCUUUCUUUAAUUUUAUAAAAAAAAAUGUGUUUGGUGUAGUAUGUGUGUGGUGUAGUCUAAAAAGUAAGAGAUGAGUAUAUUGAAGGGCGUGCUGGUUCCCUCAAGGUGAGUAUAGCAUUGAAAAAAAUAAAAUAAGAAAAUUAAUAAUCACCAAAGAGAAAUUAACAUAACUACAAAAAGGUUUAAGUUGAGACCACCAUUAACCAAGGACUCCCUGUACUGAAAAUAUCACCUGUUUUAACACUGAUUGCUGUGGUACUUUGUUACUUUCUUCACUCCAGUUUUUCGUCUCUUACCACCAUUCUCACUUCUUUCUAUUAGUUUCUUUUUUUUCUUUCUUUUUCAGUCUUCUCAUGUUUUCUAUUUUCCCUUCAGUCUUCUCGUAUUUCCUAACAGAUGAGGGGUUUCCAGUUUCUUUGUUCUGUCCCUUCUAGUUGUCUCUUACAAUGUAAAUGUAAAGGUAGUAUUCUUACAAUGUACAAAGAAUGUUAAGGCAGUAUUCUUUACAGAAUGUGUGACCAGGCUGUUCCCUAUUGCAGCAGAAAUGCUACUAAUUUUUAUCUUAUAUGGUGAAAACUUAACCCCCUGCUAUAGACAUUCCUCUGUCAAGUGAUGCAUCAAGGUACCUGUGUUUUUUAUUGAUAUAUUAUUUUUUUAUAUUUUUUUUCUAUUUAUUUGUUGUUCAUGAUGUACAGUAAAACACAAUAUACACAGGUGUACUUGGCUUACAACCAUAAUUUAUUCUAGAGUUUGGCACUGGAAGCAAAAAAAACACUUGAAUGGAAAGACUAUUCUAAAAAAAAUAAAUAAAUAAUAAUAAGAAAAAAGAAAAAAUAUUUUGUCAAACAGCAGCAAACAAUGGAUAAACAAUAUCUUCUAUCUACAAUGUAUACCAUAGUCUUUACUCUUAGAAAAUGUACCAGUAAAGUCAUAAAAUCAUUACAUAUUUUGCACACACCCAAGUGAUGAGUUUGUCAUGUGUCAAGUUAGCCACCAUAAGUAGCUAGAAAAAUGUAAUGUUUUUUGACCAGGUAGUGUGUUGGUUGUAAGUCAAGUAUGUCAUAUGCAGAGUACCCUCACAAUUUAUAUAUAAUUGAAAAACUGUGAAAGAAAGAUUUUUGUCCAUUAAAUGAAAUAUCAGGCUAAAUAUGAAUAUAUAUAACUAUAAUAAUACAUAUAACUAUGUAUGUAUUGUUUGUGAUUUAAAUUAAUGAAAGGAAACUUUGUAGUGGCUAAUAAAUUAAAGUUUCUAUAUUCUGUGACAUUACUUUUAACUGGAGCUUCAUCACUUCUGCUAUGAUAAAAGAGAAAAUCCAUUCUCAGGAGCAAUUUUUAUAUUUAUAUUUAUUUUUAAACUUAGAAAAAUUUUAUAACUUAUUAAUAAAAAAAAACUUGCA